Molecule: messenger RNA, 1547 nt
Organism: Aspergillus calidoustus
Lineage: Eukaryota; Fungi; Ascomycota; Eurotiomycetes; Eurotiales; Aspergillaceae
Source: the annotation of a GenBank genome assembly
GCCAUGCCCAGGUCAAAUAAAUUACAUCCAGGGUUCGAUACAUUGCGCAGAUUACAUACACAAAGCUUUAGCAGUACAUUAUACAUCAUUACCUUUGUGCAUUUGCUUUUUCCAACGAGCCGCCCACACAGACACACACAAGAUAAGCAGAAUGACGAAGCCUCAGAAGGCCAUCAUUAUAAGGGCCGGACCCGCAGGGCUGGCGGCCGCUCUCCGUCUCCGACAGUACAACCAUAUUUCAUCCGUCGUCUACGAAAUCACUCCCGAGCCAACAACCCUUGGCGGCGCAAUUGAGAUCCCAUCCAACGGACUACGGUUACUGCACCGGCUGGGACUGUACGACAGCCUUAGACUCCGCGGCGCCGAGACCUCAGACUUGGUCCUGCACUCGAUCAACGGGAAUGUCAUCGGCAAGACGGACCUCGCCUCGUGGAGCAGGGACAAGACCGGAUUCGGGUAUUUGAGAAUCCGCAGAACGAGUCUGAUGGACGUCUUCUACGACGCCGCAAAGCGCGCCGAUAUCCCCAUCCACUUCGGCAAGCGGCUAGUGGCCAUCACCGAGAGCAGCGAGGGGUUCAUCACGGCGACCUUUGACGACGGGACGAGCGACACGGCCGACUUUCUCCUGGGCUGCGACGGCAUCCAUUCGGCUGUCCGCAAGCUGUAUGUGGACCCGGACUUUGAGCCCGAGUACUCGGGCGUUGCGAAUGUGUUUUCCCUCCUUGACACUGCGCCGCUGCCGCCGGCGGCGUCGUCCAUCGACGGCCUGAACGCGACGUUGACGACGGAUGGCCUGCUGGCGCUAUCGCCCUGCACUCCGACGAACGAGAUCCUUUAUUGGUUCUUCUCGCGGCAGCUUCCCAUGCCUCCGGGCGGCGGCGGCCGCGAUGGAUGGGAGGAGAGGGGGAAACGCGAGGUGGAGAACCUAAAGGCGACGCUUCUGGACCUGCUAAAGCAGAUGACUGGCGACUGGGGGGAGAUGUGGAAGGCAAUUAUCCACCAAACUGAUGUGAUGAAAUUCUACCCGAUCUUUCGGAUGGGCCUCGGCGACCGGUGGUCGAGGGGGCGGUGUCUGAUUCUCGGCGACGCGGCGCACGCAAUGCAGCCGCACGCCAGCCAAGGCGUUUCAAUGGCGAUGGAGGAUGUUUUCCUGCUCUGCAGGUUACUCGAGCUGCCUGGGCGGUCUCUGGAUGAGGUCUACGCAGUGUACGAGCAGAAAAGACGGCCGCGGACGGAUGAGAUGUCCAAGACGGCGGAGCGCAAUGGGAAUGUGCGCAAGAAGACGGAUCCGUGGCGACUGUGGCUGCAGGAGUGUGCCAUAUCCGGCAUAUUGAGUGCUUACAAUUUCUUCCAGCUGGACAGGCUGGGCAUAGGGCAGAAGCUAGUGGCGUAUGAUGUGGAGGAGGAGGUAGUUUAGACUGCUGCACUUAUUUUGUCUUGUGAAUAUAAAACUUCACGACGUGUGUACCCCACAUCUCUGCAAUGUCCAGAAUGCCGAGAACCAAACGGGCCAGAGGUCCGGCUGGGGUCCGAGUCUCCGACAGUAG